Branchiostoma floridae (Florida lancelet) is the source of this 1324-nucleotide messenger RNA. RefSeq names its product C-type lectin lectoxin-Lio2-like. The transcript is spliced from 4 exons. NCBI's taxonomy places the organism in Eukaryota, Metazoa, Chordata, Leptocardii, Amphioxiformes, Branchiostomatidae. Gene Ontology annotation, molecular function: signaling receptor activity. The record is from RefSeq and is a predicted model, not a curated record. Bases 1 to 453 code for a protein of 150 amino acids.
AUGGAUGCCAUACUAUGUCAAAGUGGAUGGAGGGAACACAACAACCACUGCUACAAGUUGAUGAGAGACAAAGCGAGCUGGUCUACAGCAAAGUCCAUGUGUAAGACAAUUGGUGCAAGCCUGGUCUCUAUCACAAGCUCGGAUGAGAACAAUUUCAUCAAAAGUUUCAUCUCGAAAGACAGCGAGAGGGCGGUCUGGAUUGGACUUCGUAGGAAUGGGGAAUCUUGGAAGUGGGCUGAUGGUUCACGAUUCAGCUAUAGGAAUUGGCACCAGGGUGAGCCUAACGACAGUUUCUGGAACGGUGGAGAAGACUGUGCGAACAUAUACGCUAAGACCGGCAACAAUUGGGCAAAUACCGUGAAAUGGACACGCGGCAAAUGGGAAGACAGCAACUGCAGCAAGAAAAAUCAUUUCAUUUGUAAGAAGGCAAAAGACAUGACAUCCCAGAUGUAAGAAGUACAAACUGGUACUGCAUGUUUUUGAUCCAACAGCGGCAAGUCUCUCAACCAUCGAAGUGACCAGAGAAACAACAAAUAGUGGAAAUAAAAGAAUCUUAAAUCAACCCUUGCAUUGGCGUAUUCUAGUUUGAAUAAAAUCGCAAUGUAGAGAAAUGAAAUUAACAUUCAAAUAGAAGAUGCCAAAAGUCAUUGUAAAGUUUUUGACUUUGACUUUCAGUCUAACUGGACAAUCACGAAGUAUGUCAUUACAAUAGUUUACAAUAUAUGGUCUUGUUGCUCGACUAAGGUUAAAUGCAAAAUUAUAGAAUCUAACUAAUAAUUUGUGUUUCAUAGAACAUCACUUCUGUGCCCUGUAUAUCUUAGAUUACUCAGCUUAGUGGCAAUUGUUGAAGAUAGUUUGACGUUUUACACAAUUUACACCUUGUUGGCAGCAAAUUUUCAUCAAUGUACCCAACCCCUAACGGACACUACAAUGAACAGAUCCACCUAGAUUUAACAUUACUAUCCAGUACUGCAUGAUAAAUGAAUAUAACUAAUUGAUUUUAUCAGCAGACAGAUGAGUUUUGGACUAUACCUACGUGUAUACGCACAUUGUCUAGAACCGCUAAGCUUCAGUUACAAUGCUAACAUUUUAUUUUGAACCUGUAAUGUUUACGUUUAAUAAAAUGCAAAUAAUUCAAAGAGCAUUUGCCAAGGCCUCGAUAAGUAAGCUGUCGCAAUGUGUCAUUCAUUACUUUUAUUAAUUUUUGCAUGGCAAUAACCUCUUCUGAUAUGUAAGACGGUCAGUAUUUAUAUCAUUUUUCUAGAAGGUAUUGUAUCAUUCUUUUAGAAGGUAUUUUUACCUGUUUACUCAUACUGAUGGACGU